AUCAAAAGGCAAAAAAUUUUGUUAAGGAGCCUUUGUUUUAUUUACUCUGUCCUCGGAUUACUAUCUUGGUUUUUCCCUCCGGCGGCCAUCUCCAUUGAACCAAGCCAGACAAAACCCAAUACUCGGCGGCCUUUCUCCGAAGCUUGACCUGUGCCAAUUGCUUCCUGGUUGCUUCACCGCCACAUCAACUACCAACUGUCCGAACGUCGUCGAGAAGUGCCAGGCCUAUAUUUUUUGCGAGAUGGUCCUUUCCGUAUAAUAGCACUCCAUUAAAUCACUAGAUGCAAGCUACAUUGAUCAUACACAACAUGCAAUGCUGCUCAACUCUCCAAAUUGUCAUGCCAAAACCUCUAAUCUAGGACUUCUAAUCUGUAUGUUGUAUAAAUUCGCUUCGCGCGGCUAUCAUACCUCACAGACAUACAUGGUCUGUUUCUUUCGGCAAUUUAUACAUUCGGUUCCAAAAGUUGAUUAUCUAACUCUCAGGCAUGGAUUUAUCAUGGCUCAUUUGGCACCUCAAAGCCAGGCAAAUUUCGAUUUCCAGAAUUACAUCAAAAGAUCACUUGAAAAAGAUUUCAGGGUGGUCGUUGGAAUCAGUCCUCCGAUGUGGCUUUUCGCGGUUUUCUUCCUUCUUUUCAACACUCAUGGCUGGUAUUCUUAUCUUUGGCUUCCAUUCAUUCCCUUGAUUAUCAUCUUAUUGGUUGGGACCAAGUUACAAGUGAUCAUCACAAAGAUGGGCCAAAGGAUUCACCAAAGGACUGAAGUGGUGAAAGGAGUUGUUGUGGUUGAGCCUGGAGAUGACCUUUUCUGGUUCAAUCGUCCUCGUCUUCUCCUCUUUCUCCUCAACUUUGUUCUUUUCCAAAAUGCCUUUCAACUCGCCUUCUUCUCUUGGACUCUGUAUGAAUUUGGGCUGAGGUCGUGUUUCCAUGAGCAUGUGGAGGAUAUCAUAAUCAGAAUCACAAUGGGCAUUCUCAUUCAAGUCUUAUGCAGUUAUGUUACCCUGCCUCUAUAUGCCCUUGUUACACAGAUGGGUUCGAAGAUGAAACCAACAGUCUUCAAUGAGAGAAUAGCGACGGCGUUAAAGGAGUGGCACCACACCGCGAGGAAGCGCGUCAAAGAGAGUCGGAGCAGGAAAACCAGCCCCACCGCGAGCCCGAUGUCGAGCCGGCCGGGAACGCCGUCCCACCACGGCAUGUCUCCCGUGCACCUCCUCCGCGGCAACCGUUACCGCAGCGAAAUGACCGAUUCGCCCUCCGCGGCCGCGACUCAAUCGGCGUGGCCGCACGAAUCUUAUUUUGACGACGAGCGUUGGGGGAACAACGGUGACUCGCAAUCCCCCCCGCGUUUCUUCUUUGACAUUGGCAGAGACGGGGGACCGUCUGGCGAUGGGCCCACAGGCUCAUCGCGUGUGGUCCCAUCCCAACAUGAGAUCAAUGUGGAGGAACAAAAUGAUUUUUCGUUUGAUAAAAGGUUGGAGUGAUCGAACCCUAACUAAGUUGUCAUCAACCUAUUUAAUUUGCUUGUACAUGCCCAAAAUGUUUCUUUUCUUUACGUUUUACUAUUAGAUUUGAACCCGUAAGAAUUCUGUUCCAACACUAAUGGCGAUGCCACCGUUUGAACCGCCAAUUAUCAACAAGUGUGUAAUCGAUCAUCAUCACGAAUUGGAUUGAGCCCUUGCAACCUCAAUAAUCGAUUCUCGUGGAAGCUAUGUAUGGGAUGUCGUGAGGCUCUAUCGUGGCUAAAGUCUAGAGGCAGUGUUAUGUCGGUGAGACUCUUCUCCGACAAUCAACAGAUGGUGUUGCACUUCAACAAACUGGUUAUGUUUUCUUAUUUUUGCUGGUUGUAGGGCUCUUUUUAUAUAUUCACCGUACUUUGAAUGUUUUGUGUCUCACGCCCUUACUAGACGGGUU
Messenger RNA from Cuscuta campestris, 1907 nucleotides. The record is from the annotation of a GenBank genome assembly. NCBI's taxonomy places the organism in Eukaryota, Viridiplantae, Streptophyta, Magnoliopsida, Solanales, Convolvulaceae.